GCCAGGGAUUUGCUCCUUCAGUCACGGCCACAGCCACAGCCAUGGUGACUGGGGUGACAUGGGAGCUGCACCUAUUACUUCUAAUGGGGCUGGGGCUCAGGACCCAUGAGACCCUACCGCCACCCUGUGAGAGUCAGAUUUACUGCCAUGGGGAGCUCCUGCACCAAGUGCAGAUGGCCAAGCUUUACCAAGAUGACAAGCAGUUUGUGGACAUGUCACUAUCUACAGCUCCAGACCAAGUCCUGGGAAACUUCAGCAAACUGGCUGUGAUCUACAACCACAGCAUCCCUAGGCAGCAGCUACAGGAGUUCGUCCAGCAGUACUUCCAGCCUGUGGGGCAGGAACUGCAGCCCUGGACGCCUGAGGACUGGAAAGAUAGCCCCCAGUUCCUACAGAAGAUCUCUGAUGCUAAGCUUCGUGUCUGGGCAGAACAACUGCACCACAUCUGGAAGAAACUGGGAAAGAAGAUGAAGCCAGAGGUCCGCAGCCACCCUGAACGGUUCUCUCUGAUCUACUCAGAACAUCCUUUCAUUGUGCCCGGCGGGCGCUUUGUUGAGUUCUACUACUGGGACUCCUACUGGGUCAUGGAGGGUCUGCUCCUUUCCGAGAUGGCCUCAACGGUGAAAGGCAUGCUGCAGAACUUCCUGGAGCUGGUGAAGACCUACGGGCAUAUUCCCAACGGUGGGCGUGUGUACUACCUGCAGCGGAGCCAGCCCCCACUUCUGACCCUCAUGAUGGAUCGAUACGUGACUCACACCAACGACACCACCUUCCUAAGGGAGAAUAUCGACACCUUAGCCAUGGAGUUGGACUUCUGGACUGUGAACAGAACUAUCUCUGUGAGCUCAGGGGGACAGAGCUACAAACUGAACCAUUACUACGUCCCCUAUGGGGGACCCAGGCCAGAGUCCUACAGCAAAGAUGCAGAGCUGGCAGACCCCCUGCCUGAAGGAGACCGAGAGGCUCUGUGGGCAGAGCUCAAGGCUGGGACUGAAUCUGGCUGGGACUUCUCUUCACGCUGGCUUGUUGGAGGCCCAAACCCAGAUUUGCUCAGCAGCAUCCGAACUAGCAAACUAGUACCCGUUGACCUGAAUGCCUUCCUGUGCCAAGCAGAAGAGCUGAUGAGUAAAUUCUACUCCAUACUGGGGAAUGAUGCCCAGGCCACAACGUACAGAAACUUGCGGGCCCAGCGCUUGGCUGCCAUGGAGGCGAUCCUGUGGGAUGAGCAGAAAGGCGCCUGGUUUGACUAUGACUGGCAGAACAGGAAAAAGAAUGUGGAGUUUUACCCCUCCAACCUCACCCCGCUCUGGGCCGGCUGCUUCUCCAACCCUGACGUCGCUGACAAGGCUCUGAAAUACUUGGAGGACAGCAAGAUCUUGACUUACCAGUAUGGGAUCCCAACCUCUCUCCAGAAGACAGGCCAGCAAUGGGACUUCCCUAAUGCCUGGGCCCCACUUCAGGACUUGGUCAUCAGAGGCUUGGCCAGGUCAGCUUCCCCUGGGACCCAAGAAGUAGCUUUCCAGCUGGCCCAGAACUGGAUCAUAACCAACUUUGAUGUCUACUCCCAGAAGUCAGCUAUGUAUGAGAAGUAUGACGUCAGCAAUGGUGCACAUCCAGGUGGUGGUGGGGAAUAUGAAGUUCAGGAGGGAUUCGGCUGGACCAAUGGAGUAGCCCUGUUGCUUCUGGACUACUAUGGUGACCGACUGACCUCGGGAACCCAGAUGGCUCUCCUGGGACCCCACUGCCUCGUAGUUGCCCUUUUGUUCAAUCUCCUGGCAUGGUGACCAAGACAAAAGCCUCACUGCUUCCCCUGCCUCCAGCUCCCGCCUGUUAACCCUUCCCUUCCGCCUCAUGCCCCAACCUCCCAGCUGUCUUCUGUUCAUGGUACAUGAGGUGGCAGUGACCUGCAGGUCAGAGUUGGAGACUGGGUCUCUCCUGGAACUUUCGUAAGGGUAGAAAUCCUACUCUUGGGGGAAAAAUGAAUCCUGCUGCCCAAAGCACCUUACCCAUACACCUGGCCUACCACACACAUACAUAGUCAAAAAUGCUUUAUUGUUCUGCUGAAAUGUUU
Molecule: messenger RNA, 2071 nt
Organism: Jaculus jaculus (lesser Egyptian jerboa)
Lineage: Eukaryota; Metazoa; Chordata; Mammalia; Rodentia; Dipodidae
Gene: Treh
Product: trehalase
Exons: 15
Coding region: 42-1784 (580 amino acids)
Biological process (GO): trehalose catabolic process
Molecular function (GO): alpha,alpha-trehalase activity
Source: RefSeq, a predicted model, not a curated record